Molecule: messenger RNA, 4853 nt
Organism: Oncorhynchus kisutch (coho salmon)
Lineage: Eukaryota; Metazoa; Chordata; Actinopteri; Salmoniformes; Salmonidae
Gene: ccdc180
Product: coiled-coil domain containing 180
Exons: 37
Coding region: 289-4755 (1488 amino acids)
Source: RefSeq, a predicted model, not a curated record
UCUGCCUGGCUCGGAUGGAAUCGUGAGUUCGCAUCCUAGCUAAUCUCAAUCGAAUUUGAGCUAAUAACGUGUUAGCCAAAUAAGUAUUAACUCUAUAUUAUAUAGCUAAAAUAGAACACAAUGUAUUGUCAUGCAAUGUAUAUUUUCAACUAUGGCUAGGGCUUGGCGCUUGAGCUGUUUUGCAAAGUAACGUUACUGAAGUAGCAAAUAACGUUAGCUAACGUUACAGUAGCUGCUUGAUUGCAUUGCAUGUUUAGGUAAACUACGUAAAACUCCUGUCUCGACAUUAUGGCUGAGGCUCGUGUCAUUCCAAGUGGGAAAGUCUACCGCCAGAUGUUUGACGCCCAGGUUCAGCUGUCAAGGUCUCUACAUGAUACUCGGAGGAAACGUGAGACUAAUGAAGGAUUCUUACCAAGGGACAAUCCUCCUCUUAGUAGGGACACAGACACUGGUCUGCAGCAGCGGAUUAGAACUCUUCAGGCUGAAACCCACCAAUGCUCAGAGGAAAUGGCUGUUAGGGACCAACUGUUCUCAGGCAUCAAGCAUUGCCAUACGAGUGAGGAGCAGCUUGUUGAGGAGGAGAUCCGUGGACUUCCUGACCAUGUUGUGGCAGAAAAGCCAGGGUCAGACAUCAUUGACCGCCUGAUGGAGAAAAAGCAGAGGAACCACCUAGAGGCUGUGGCACAGUUGUACAGGGACCUUUCUGUGCUCAGUGUGGAGUAUGAGACAUUAUUCAGGCAAACUGGGCAAGAGGUGCUGCACCAACUCUCAGUGUAUGAUGGCAAUGUGGAGAGACAAAUGCAGAGGAUUGAAAAUAUUUCUGAUUUGGAGAAGUUCACCUUACAGGGACUUCAUGAGUUCUGGGAUACAGUGAAACAAGAGUCAGUGAUUAGGAGGAAGUGGAUCAAGGAUCUGGAUGAUACCCUGGCUAAGUAUGAGUCUGACAGAACAGCCAUGAUUGCAGCAUUGCUGAGAAAAUACACAGGGAAACUGGAAAAAGUCUGCUACGUAAUGCCUUCGGAUAUCCACCGACUGAUCAAUAGAGAAGCCAUGAUGAUAAACCAGGCUAUUCUAGCAAAUAGACGAGCAGUGGCCAAGCUCUACCUGAACCUGAUGGAGAAUGAUCUACAGAAGGAGGUAUUCCACCGACUCAGAUGGGAGGACAAACUGCAAGACUGGAAGAGUUUUAAGGUCCUUGGUGUGGUCAGCAGGUUCAAAGUUUUCAUGGGAAGCCCUCCAAUCCAAGGGCCUAAGGACGUACAAGCUAUUCUGGACACCAUGAGCGCAGCACAGCAAUCUUUUAGAGAAAAACGCAUCAAAAUUCUUCAGUCACUCACUGCCAUGAUACCUCCAAGAUGUUCAAAGACUCUAAUCGCUGAGUGGUAUAACUCUUUGUCAUCUGUCAAUGAGCAAAUUGAUUGUAUGCACAUUGAAUCAAUGAGGAAGCUACAUUCCUAUUAUGAAAAUACUUGGCAAGAAUGCCUAGCAGAGGUAGAACAAGUCAAGAAAGAGAUUACUACAUAUGGGGUUUCUCCAGAAGAGAUCCAGGAUACUGUUAAUGUUGAGUUCCUGCCUCUGAUUGGGAAAUGCCAGAGCCAGACCGAGGAGCACCUUGCCACCAUGGAUAGAGCGUUUGAGUCUUUGGCCAAGAGAGCUGCUGUGCUAAGUAAGUCACUUUUCAAAUUCACACGUGGAGCAUCUCACCUGUGGGAGGUGCACAGUGCUGGGCUGCAGAGGAGGGAGCAGCAGCUGCAAGACCAGCUGGACGAGGUGCGCUACAGUCAGGAGCAUGAAAUCCAGAAGAAGGAGGCUAAUCUUGAUGUUAUGUUGGACAGACUGAGACAGGAGAGCACUGAAGAGGCACUCAAAAUCACGCUGGAGAAGACUCUACACUCCCUGGAUGAAAUAAAACUUGUAUACAUGCACUUCUACAAAGAAGAGGUGGACACAGUGGAGAGUUAUCCUGCCAUGGUCUUGGAGGAGCUGCACUCUUACAGCUUUGCUGUCAGUCGAUUCUUCAACGUCAAGGAGAUAUAUACCGGUAGUCAGGACUCUGAGGAACUUCGCUCCCUUUAUCCCGUCAUAAACCUUGAUUUAAGUGGGAGGGCCAGUGUGAAGAGGACAAGACAGACCACUGUACAGGGAAGGAAACGUUGUCCGGGAGGAUUCCAGAAAAGUCCAAAUCCAGCACAUUCAUCCUUUGAUGAAUUUGACACUGAGGAUGUCAUGGAUUCCCAUCGGGAGUUUCUUGACUCUCAGUCCAGUGAGACAUUCUGCACCUCUAAAGGCAAUGUGUACAACGGUCAGAGCUUUGUCUCUCAAUGGGACACGGAGCAGGAUUCCAUUCCAUCUGAGAUGGAGUUGGUCGUGUUCCCCAGAAGUCUUCUUGCGGAUCUACAAAAAGAUAUACGUCUGUUGUUUUUCAAUCACCUCGAAGAGCGAUAUCAGACUGCUCUGACCAACACGAUGAAUAUUGUGGCAGCCAAGAAGGAAGCACUGAAGUCAGAGCAGGAUCUCCGGCUGCACCUCCACCAACCACGGGCUAAGAGAAUCGAGGUGGACAUCCACAAUGUCCGUGCUGCGGAGCUGGUACUGCACAGAGAUCGUGUGGAUAGGCACUGUAAAGGCAUCUUGCAGGCCCUUGGCAACUGCCGAACGGACUUCCACGAACUCCAGAUUCGACAGCACAAACUGACUGAGGACUUCAGAUCCCAGAUUUACAGCAUGGAGGAUGUCUUUACCUAUGCCACCAAGUCAGACGUGCUGGUUGGACUAUGUGGUACGCUGCAAUCCAAUUUGGAGAGCCACAUGAACAUCAUUCAGGCAUCACAGAGAAACUUCAGACAGACUCUGGAGUCCAAGCUGGAUGGCCUAAGAGAGACCAACGUCCAGUUAAUCAAAUCCUUUAAGCUGUUCUCAGAUGGAGGGAACUUCACACCCAAAGAGAUAGAGGCGCAUCACAAACGGAUUGAGAAAAUGGUUAAACGUAUCGACACCAACGACGAGGCCAUAAUGCUGGAUAUGGAGGGGACAGAGUCCAAGUGUCAGGAGCUGGCGAAGGAUGUGAUAAACAGAUUUGAGGAGAAAUUCCACUUUUUGACAGUGGAUUUGAAGUUUCUGGAGAAAAUCCAAGGAAUGCUAACAAAUACACAGGUUCAGAUAAAAACAGAGGCAACAAAGAGCAACAUGCAAAAUAAGAAAAUCAACAGCCUCCUGACAGAGUUAAAAUGUUUGGUAGAUACUUGUGCCAGAAGCAGUCCAGAAAAGACAGUGACGACAGAUGAUGUUUUCACUUUUACGUGGUCUAUAAUAGAGGAAUUGAGGGCACGAUGCCAUUAUCUCCAAUGCUUUUUGAACCCUUCCUUGGCAGUACUGAUGCCUGAAUGCCCUCUCCAGGGGGCCUUCGCUGUAGCAGCACGCCCAAAGUCCCGCAAGUCAGCAAGCCCUGCCAUAGACGGUCUGCUCCAGCCCAGCCGCAUGGGGGUGUCCUUCAUGGAUGAUGUGGCCGUGGGGGUCAUCCGGGGACUGCUGAGGCUAAGCAAGCCUAAAGUCACCCAGGAAGCCAAUUCAGAGUCGACAGAGAGGGUCUCAGCAGCAGUCACAGUCAGGUUGUCAUCUCCUAUUGGGCAGAGGUCAGGGGAUUCUGCCGAAUCUGUCAGUGCACAAAGUGUGAAGAGGUUUUCUAAACCCACUCGCUUUGACAAGAGAUUCCAGGUGUUUGGUCCCAAACCAGAGACACAUGGCGUAACUACUUUCAAAAGUUUGAUAACCAGCAUUCUUUGGAAGACCAAUGAUAUUCUUCUCCUGGUUGCUGAGGAGUUCUAUAAGAAGAAGGAACGCCGGCCUAUCACAAGGCCUCAGUACCUCCAGGAGACGUUUGAACAAUGUGCUGAGGAGAUUAACAAAAGGCUGCUCGUCUACCAGAGCCAAACUCAGGACUACCACAACAACUGUCUGCAAGAAUUCCGACAGCAGCUGAAAGACAUUGAGGAGGGUCUUUCCAAGGUGCCAGGGGUGCUCAUCUCUAAACUGGGAGAACAACACCUGGGGAGCCUGAGCCAGGACACGGACAACAUCCGUAAACAGCUAGGCAUCACUCUGCAUGAGAGCGAAGGGAGGAAGAAAAAGCACAGUGGCAUGCUGAGUGUGCGUCUGAGCCAUCCUGCUUGUGAGAAAGAGCUGGAGGCCUUGAAUCGUGCUGAAGAGGAGAGACAAAGAGAGCUGACCAAUGCCAUCACGAACACUCUGCAAGAGCUACAAGCAUGUGUGAGGAAACAUGGGGAGGAGUUUGUGAGAGCACUCACCUCUCUGACAGAGAACCUGCUGUUCCAGAUGGACAACCUCCUGACCGUAGAUGAGGUCCAAGUUGGCCAAGCUGAAAUGAAGAGUGAAAAUGUCACCACUCUAAUUCGCCGAAAACAAGCUGGUAUUCCGCUAGAGGAGAAGCAAAGUGCACCACUAAUACAGCGAGGCAGCAGAACGUGGCCAGGAAUCUCUUACUUUGGAUCCAGUACUGAUGGUCCAGUGGAGCAACCAUGCAAGAAAACAGCCUCCAUCACCACUGCAAAGACCACCUUAGGCCACCUGAGAGCAGUGGAGGCCCGUGAAUCUAUGUACCAGUGCUAUGAGCAGCGGCACAGGGAGGAGCUGGCCCGGGCCGUGCAGGAGAGCCAGGUCCAGAGGACGGAGGUGCAGUGUUGGGAGGAACACUGGAGAGGCUUACUGAACACUCUGACCCAGCUCAACGCUGAGUGAGCACCUAGCAACUCCACACCAGAGCUCACCGUUUUCUACAGCAGGUCUAGACUAGAUUAAAAUGACAUUUCCAGUGACAAAUAAAAUCAUGGUUUGCA